This is a messenger RNA of Thyridium curvatum, 1986 nucleotides long. RefSeq lists its product as uncharacterized. Gene Ontology annotation, cellular component: cytoplasm; mitochondrion. Gene Ontology annotation, molecular function: ATP binding; glycine-tRNA ligase activity. The transcript has 4 exons. The record is from RefSeq and is a predicted model, not a curated record. Gene Ontology annotation, biological process: mitochondrial glycyl-tRNA aminoacylation. The coding region runs from base 1 to 1986 and encodes 661 amino acids. NCBI's taxonomy places the organism in Eukaryota, Fungi, Ascomycota, Sordariomycetes, Thyridiales, Thyridiaceae.
AUGGCGCCCGAGAUGACCACCCUCAAGGGCCAGCCCCUCAACCGCACGGCGGUCGACACGCUCAUGCGGCGGCGCUUCUUCUAUACCCCCACGGCGGAUAUCUACGGCGGUGUCGCCGGCUUCUACGACUUUGGCCCCCCGGGCUGCGCCCUGCAGGCCAACAUCGUCGAGACGUGGCGCAAGCACUUCGUCUUGGAGGAGGACAUGCUCGAGGUCGACAGCCCCAUGAUCACGCCCUUCCCCGUCCUCAAGACCAGUGGCCACGUCGAGCGCUUCUGCGACUUCGUUGCCAAGGACUCCGAGAACGGCGAGAUUCUGCGAGCGGACCACGUCGUCGAGGAGGUCCUGGAAGCCAGGCUGAAGGGUGACAAGGAGGCUCGCGGCCAAAAGGUCGAGGCUGCUGCCGAGGAUGGCGCCGCCGACAAGAAGAAGAAGAAGAAGGUCAAGGGCAAGGUCGAGGCGAUCAAGCUGGACGAUGCUGUCGUCCAGGAGUACACCGAGAUCCUCGCCAAGAUCGACAACUACGACGGCCCCGGCCUCUCAGAGCUCUUCGAGAAGUAUGACAUCCGAAAUCCCAACACUGGCAACAAGUUCAAGAUGCCCGUCUACGAGCAGAACCUCAUGUUCGACGUCACCAUCGGCGGCGCCAGACUGCCCGCCUACCUGCGCCCCGAGACCGCCCAGGGUCAAUUCCUCAACUUCUCCAAGCUGCUCGAGUUCAACCAGCAGAAGAUGCCUUUCGCUUCAGCCCAGAUUGGCAAGUCGGGCCGCAACGAGAUUGCACCCAGGUCUGGCCUUCUGCGUGUGAGGGAGUUCCUCAUGGCCGAGAUCGAGCACUACGUCGACCCCGAGAGCGGCAAGAAGCACACGCGGUUCCACGAAGUCGAAGAUGUCAAGAUCAACCUCCUCGACGGUAAAGUCCAGCUCGAGGGUAAGACCGAGACCACGGCCAUCACCAUUGGCGAGGGUGUCCGGACUGGCGUUAUCGACAACGAGACUGUCGGCUACUUCAUGGCCCGCAUUCAGCUCUUCAUGCUGAGGCUCGGCCUUGACCCCGCCAAGAUUCGUUUCCGUGAGCACAUGGAGAACGAGAUGGCACACUACGCCAGAUACUGCGUCGACUGUGAGCUCCUGACCAGUUACGGCUGGAUCGAGUGCGUCGGCUGUGCUGACAGGAGUGCCUACGACCUGUCCUGCCACACCAAGGCCACCGGUGUGCCCCUCGUUGUACGUGAGACGAGGCAGGAGCCCCUGACCAUCACCGAGUAUGUUGCGGAGACGACCAAGGCCAAGUUCGGUCCCCGGUUCAAGCAGGACGGCAAGGCAGUCCAGUCCGCCAUCGACCAAUUGACCGAGGAGGUCAAGGAGAAGCUGUCUCUGGAGCUCAAGGACAACGGCAAGAUCACCAUCGCCGUCCCCGGCGUCGGUGAUGGCAAGGUCGAGUUGACCUCUGAUCUCAUCAAGAUCGAGCAGCAGACCCGCACCGAGCACACCAGGGAGUUCAUUCCCAACGUCAUCGAGCCGUCCUUUGGUAUCGGCCGUAUCUUCUACAGUCUGUGCGAGCAGGUAUUCUGGACGAGAGAGGGCGCCGAGGAGCGAGCUGUGCUUUCGUUCCCGCCAGCGAUUGCUCCCACCAAGGUCCUCCUGGUCCCGCUUUCUUCGAACCCCGACUUCAAGCCUAUGAUCGCCGAGCUUACCAAGAAGCUGAGGAAACACCAUCUGUCCUCGAGGGUGGACGACUCGGGUGCUUCCAUCGGCAAGAGGUACUCACGAAACGACGAGCUCGGCACGCCGUUCGGCAUCACGGUCGACUUCCAGUCUCUCAAGGACAACACUAUCACGCUUCGUGACCGUGACUCAACGGACCAGGUCCGGGCCACCCAGGACGAGAUCCUGGAGGCUCUCGUGAAGCUGGUCCACGGCACGGAGACCUGGAGCCAGGUAUACGAGAGGCUGCCCAAAUUCGAGGGCCAGGAACUGGAGUAA